UUGGAAUCGACUCCCCACCACUACUCCACUGACGCAACCAAAUGCUUGAGAAACAGGACUAGGUGCGACAGGUAGCUAGCUAGUCAAGAGAAACUUAAUGUAAACAACUUAACAUGGUGACGGAGAGGUGAACGACACAGCAACAUGGUCUUCGAAAGCGUGGUGGUAGAUGUCCUAAACAGGUUUCUGGGGGACUACGUUGUGAACCUUGACACCUCACAACUCAAGCUAGGGAUUUGGGGAGGUGAUGCUGUGCUCAGAAAUCUUGAAAUAAAGGAAAAUGCCUUGAGUCAACUUGACAUUCCUUUUAAAGUAAGAGCCGGACAUAUAGGACGUUUGGAGCUGAAGAUUCCAUGGAAGAAUCUGUACACCCAGUCAGUGGAAGCUACACUGGAUGGAGUUUACCUGCUCAUCGUGCCCACAGCCAGUAUAAAGUAUGAUGCAGAGAAGGAGGAGAAACAGCUUCAGGAGGCUCGUCAGAGGGAGCUGCAGAGGAUCGAAGAGACCAAACAGAAAGCAGCGGAACAAGAAAACCCCGCACUUGAGAAACAAGACACCUUUGUGGAGAAACUGGUGACACAGGUGAUCAAGAACCUUCAGGUGAAGAUCUCCAACAUCCACAUCCGCUAUGAGGAUGACGUCACCAAUCCCAAAUGCCCAUUAUCAUUUGGAAUGUCUCUACAGAACCUCAGCCUUCAGACCGCAGAUGAGAACUGGAAACCUUGUCUUCUGAAUGAGAAAGCCAAGUUGUUUUUCAAGCUUGUCCAGUUGGACAAUCUCUUUGGCUACUGGAACGUGAACUCAAUACUGUACUCCAAUCACAUGCCAGACGAGGCCCUGCGAUGCCUCCAGAACAGCAUGGAUAUCUACAGUUCCACCCCCAUGAAACACGAUUUCAUUUUUCGUCCGAUAACGGCCAAUGCGAAGCUGAGCAUGAACCCCCGGUCAGACGUAAACUUCUCUUCACCCAAGGUAGACUUGGUAGUCAACCUGAGAGAGGUGGCCGUGGAGCUGAACAGGCCACAGUAUAUCAGCAUUCUGGAGCUCCUGGGCUCGGUGGAUAUGAUGUCACGCAACCUGCCGUACAGGAAAUACCGGCCGCAAUUCCACGUGCACACCAACGCCUACAUAUGGUGGCAGUAUGUGAUUAUGGGCAUCAUGGAGGUGGACGUGAAGCCACGGUUGCACAUGUGGUCGUGGCAGCGCAUCCACCGCCACCGGCAGACAGUCAAGUGUUACAGAGCGCUCUACAAGUCCAAGAUCACCAACAAGAAGCCCACUGAGAAGCUGCUCAGGGAAGUGGAGGAGACUGAGCGGACUCUGGAUAUUUUUAACAUCACGCUGGCCAGGCAGCAAGCUGAGAUGGAGGCGAGCAAGGCGGGUCUGCGUAUCUUUCGUCCGGGGGUGAAGGUGGAGGAGGAAUCUCAGGGCUGGGUGGGCUGGAUGUGGUCCGGCUGGUCAGGAGAUGACGGCGCCAAGUCCAAGGAGGUCAAGACCGGAGCUUUUGGUGAGCUUAUGACUCCUGCCGAGAAGGCCAAACUCUACACUGCCAUUGGCUACAGUGAGGUAGCUGUCAAUCACAACCUGCCAAAGAACUUUGAGGACAUUAAGAUAUAUUUUCACAUGAAGAAGAUGUCUUUCUCAAUGAAAGACAACAAGGAUCAGAAUGAAAUCCUCAAGGUCACAGUUGAAGACCUGAAAUCCAUGCUGACCCAGAGGCCCGGAGCACAAGCCAUUAAGCUGUCAGCCCAGCUUAGUCUGUUUGAGGUGAAAGGACUGGCAAAUAAUCGGCCGGCGCCCACCCUGCUGUCGUCGAGGAAGGCUGCCACGGUAACAGGGACCCCCCUGCUUGACAUCCUGUUUGAGACCAACCCUCUGGAUGAGAGUGCUGACCAGCGGCUCCACGUCGAGUCCCAGCCUCUGGAGAUCAUCUAUGACGCUGUGACGGUGAACAGCAUGUCUGCGUUCUUCUUGCUGCCUGAUGACCUCCAGCUAGACGAGCUGACCAACGCCACUCUCAUGAAGCUGGAACAAUUCCGAGACCGCACCUCCACAGGGCUGAUGUACGUGAUUGAGACCCAGAAGGUUCUGGAUCUGAACGUCAACCUCAUGGCCUCCUACGUGAUCGUGCCCCAAACCGGCUUCUACGACUCCACUCAGAACCUCAUGCUAUUGGACCUGGGUCACUUCAAGGUGUCUAGUCUGAGCAGAAAGGGGCUACCCCAGCUCUCUGUAGGGAGAAGGACUAUACAGGACAUCAUGUCCCAAGCCUACGACAGCUUCAACAUCAAGCUCAGCAGCCUACAGUUUCUCUACAGCAAACCAGACGGGGACUGGAGGAAAGCCCGUAAGCUGAAGCAAUCGGCCCUCCACAUCCUGGAGCCUGUUGAUGUCAAGGUGGUGUUCAGCAGAGCCAUGGUGGUCACAGACUCACGCAUGCCCAAGUUUAAGAUCUUCGGGGAGAUGCCUCUCUUGUCUCUGAGGAUCUCUGAUGAUAAGGUGCGGGCCGUGCUGGAGCUGAUUAACAGCAUCCCGCUGCCGGAGAGCAGGCCGGCCCCGCGCAGCACCAACACACACUCUACACCUAAGGCUCCAAAGCAGUCGUACACCCCUCAGCUAACCCCCAGGCAACCAACCAUGGCUGAACUGCGCAACUCCCUCAUAUGGGAAUCAGGCUCAGAGGAGGACCUGUUCUACGAUGCUCCCAGCUCUCCUAUAGGCGACAGUCCGUUCUUCCCCGACAACAUGCCCAGCCCCCUGCAACGCUCCGACUCGGUCAAGAGGAGAGGUCUGGUCAAGAAAGACCCCAAGAAGAACAUGACAGAGUUCCUCAUGACGUUUGAGAUCAACAAGCUGUCUGUUCAGCUGUGUCGUCUGUCUAGAGACCAGGAGGUCACAGUGUUACACCUGGACGUCGAGCGUCUCGGCACCGAGCUAAAGAUUCGCACCUUCGACAUGACAUCUAACACCUUUCUACGCGAGAUCUGCCUAGAGUGCUCAGAGUAUAUGGAUUCAGAGGAGAAGAAAGUGCACCUGAUCACCACUCUAGACAACACAGAGGAGGACCUCCUCACAUUGGAGUACACUAAGGCUGAUAAGAACGGGCCAGAAUUCAAGUCUCAGUACAAGAACACUGAACAAUCAGUAAAGGUGAACUUCUCAUCUCUGGAUGUACACCUGCACACGGAGGCUUUGCUCAAUGCCAUGAACUUCCUGAACAGCCUCCUCCCCCCGACCAAGGAGGCGGUGCCUAGCAAGGAGGAGCUUCCCACAAUCGCAGAGGAGGACGAGGGAGAGGGGGAGGAGGGAGAGAAGGAGGAAUCGGCCGUGGCAAAAAGAACAUCUUCUAAGAAGUCAAGGUUUGAGGACGUGGUGAAUUUGCACAUCAGAGCUGAUCUCAACUGUCUGAAGGUUUUCAUCCGAGGCCAUAGCCACAUGAUAGCAGAGAUCUGCAUUGAGGGCCUGGUGUCGGAGGUGCUGAUGAGGAGAAAGGCGGUGGAGGUUCUGGCCAACCUGAAGAACAUAGUCAUCCUGGACUGUGAUAAGGAGGCACUGUACAAGCAGUGUGUGUCCAUAGCUGAUAAGGAGGUGUUUGCUUUCCGCAUGGUGAACCACACGGACGCCACUGAGGGCGAUGCCUAUCUAGACAUGGGUAAAGUGGACACCAGCAUCACCCUGACGGUGGGCUGCAUCCAGGUCAUCUUCCUCAACAAGUUUAUCUCCUCCAUCCUGGCUUUCAUCAACAAUUUCCAGGCGGCCAAGGAGGCCCUGGCUGAGGUGACGGUGCAGGCAGCGGAGAAGGCAGCCACAGGGGUGAUGGAGCUGGCUGAGCGCAGCGUGCGCAUCUCUCUGGAUGUAGACUUCAAAGCUCCUCUUGUCUUCCUGCCGCAGUCGUCCUCCUCCACCAACGUCACUGUGGCUGACCUCGGUAUGGUCACGGUCAAGAACUGCUUCGCCUUGGUCGACUCCCAGACGCAUGUCAAGAUCCCUCCCAUCAUCGACACCAUGACCGUGGUCCUUAGUGACCUGAAGAUGUACAGAACCACCUUUGAGAAGGGGAGAUUUCAGGGGGAGAUCCAGGUUCUGAAGCCGGUCAACCUGGACCUGUCCAUCCAGAGGAACCUGUCAGCCUCCUGGUACCACAGCAUCCCUGACAUAAAGAUCACUGCCCACCUCAAACCUAUGAAUCUGAUCCUGAGUCAGGAUGACAUGACGGUGGUGUUGAGGACUCUGGGUGAGAACAUGUCAGAGACGUCAGACGCUGCUUCCCCUCGUCCUCCUCCGUCUACAGUGGAUCACUCCGACCCUGACACUACCAAAGGCUCGCAGGGCACAGGAGGUACUGGUACUAUCUCCACCAGCAGCAACAUAGUGGUAACUGCUGCAGUGGUCGAGACCCAGAAGAGCACUAAGCUGAAGAACAUACUCAAAGUAGACUUCAAGUUUGACUCCAUGACUCUGGUCCUGUACAGCCCCAAUGGGACUGAGGUGCAGGUGUUGAACUCCAGGGAUGAUCAGCUGAUGCUGGCUGAGUUCACCUUGGGAACAAUCUCUACAUCUGUCCACAUGUUCUCAGACGGAUCCAUGAAGGCCUCCGUCAAACUCACAGACUGCCUGCUAGACGACAAGAGACGCAGAGUCAAGAAUAUCACUGCCAGGAUGAUGGCGAUUCGUCGGAGCGCUGAGAGGAACGUGAUGGUGGAGGUGAACUACAAUCAGGGGCGUGAAGGCACCUCUCUGGAGACGGUGGUGCAGGAUGUCUACCUCUGUGCCAGCAUGGAGUUCCUGCUCACCGUGGCCGACAUCUUCCUCAAGGCCAGCCAACAAGGUUUCUCCUCAGCCGCCCCCAAGAACAGCAACACUAAACCCACAGUUACAGCCACCGCAGCUUCCAAGGAACCUGCUCCAGUGGCAGUCAAGUCGGAGAUGAAUGUUCUGGUGAAGAACCCAGAGAUUGUCUUUGUGGCUGACCUGACGCGUGCCGACGCCCCAGCCCUGGUCAUGACCAUGGAGUGCGAGCUGGUGAUGAAGAGCAACCCGGAUGGUCAGCUGAUGACGGCAGUGGUCAAGGACCUGAAGGUAGUGGCCUGCCCCUUCCUGAGGGAGAAGAGGAGGAACAAGGAGACCACUGUGCUGCAGCCCUGCCAGGUGUUCUUCAAGAGCGCACAGUCCUCUACCUCCCCGCAGGCCAUGGAGGUCUCCAUCAAGGCACUGACACUCAAGGUGUCGCCCAUCAUCAUCAACACAGUGAUCACCAUCCAGUCGGUGCUGAGCCCGGCCGGUGCAGACAUGCCCCAGUCGGAGCUGGAGAGCCCCGUGCACCCAGACCUGUGGGAGCGCCGGUCCUGGCGGGAUCUCAAGCUGUGGUUCCUGGAGGAGGAGGGUAAAGACGAGGAUGCCCAGUCCCUGGUCCGGCUGAUUCCCCAGGGUGAGUCCCUGCAGGUGGCCAUUUCCUCCAUCUGCCUGACACUGGAGGCAGGGGUGGGCCACCGUACCGUCCCCAUGCUGCUGGCCAAGUCCUCCUUCCACGGGGACGUCAAGAACUGGAGCACCCUCAUCAACCUGCACAGCCAGCUCAACCUGGAGGUUCACUACUUCAAUGAGGUGAUGGGGGUGUGGGAGCCUCUGCUGGAGCCCCUAGAGGACGAUAUCAGAGACGGCUUCAGAUCCUGGACUCUGGGAUUAAAGAUGAAGAAGAAGCCAGUAAAGUACUCAGGUAUAUCAGAUGAAGUAGACUACAGCAUCCCAGACUACAAGACUAUCAUCAGCAUCAGCAGCAAGGACCAGCUCAACAUCACCCUCUCCAAGUGUGGACUGGGCAUGCUCAGUAACCUGGGCACGGCCUUUGCGGAGGCGGCCAAGCAGACAUCAGAGAGUUUCCAGGAGGACGAGGCGCCGUUCGUGGUGAAGAACCGUCUGGGUCUGACUGUGUCAGUGGUAUACAGUGAGAUGUUCUGCCCCCUGGGCUGUGAGGCCACAGAGAACCGUGUAGAGCUGCAGAACGGAGAGAGUGUCAACAUGGACUACCGUCGCACCACCACCCACUCAGACCAGUUCUCUGCCAUGACCUCGCUGGUGGCCAAGGACUACUACAUACAGCCCACUCCGGCAGGCCACACUUCAGCCAGCAUGAUUCCGUUGAUCAAAAUGGGGCGUGGUAUGUACAGUGUCAUGCACAAAGUCUCUGGGGUCACCCGCUUCCUGGUCUGUCAGAUCUACUCUGUGCAGGGAAGCAAGCACAUCAAGAUCCGUUCUCCCUUCCAGAUCAUAAACCACUUUUCCAUCCCGUUCAGAGUGAUGGAGGGCUCCAUGUGUCUGGGGAUGUCAUUACCUACAGAGGAGUUCUGCGUGCCUCUCGACUCCUACAGGUCAAAGUUGAGCCUGCAGCCGGUAACCGAAGGAGACAAUCAAUAUGAUUCUUCCGAGGGCUUCAGCUACGAGUCAGUGAGUCAGCAGCCUGGCGCACGUGUACAGCAGACCUGUCAUCGACAUGGCAACAGCGCCAGCGUGCUAAUGGUCAACAUCGUACCUCUGAAAGACACAGUGACAUCACAACACACGGGAGUGGCCGGGGAGCACUUUGAUGAGCCCUACAUCCUGCACCUGUGGCCCUCCGUCCUGCUCCGGAACCUUCUACCCUACCCCAUCACCUAUCGCCUACAGGAUAGUGAAGAGCCCGCCCCCAUCACAUUGAUGGACGGCCACUCAGCAGAGCUUCACACCGCCGUCAUGGACCUGUCAAGCCUGGAACUCCGCCUCCUCAACUACCUGGGGCAGGAUUGGAAGGCCCACUAUGGUCUCCGUGGCGACCAGGACGAGAUCACCUUCAUUGUGUUCCACUCCCUGCGCGAUGAAGAUGAGGAGGUUAGGUUAGGGGAGGGUGGAGAAAGGAAGCGGGCAGAGCUGGACAUUGCGGUGCAUGUGAAGUACGAUGCGGGCCUGACUGAGGUGGCCAUCCAUUCUCCCUACUGGAUGGUGAACAAGACGGGUCGCCUGCUACAAUACAAGGCCGACGACAUCCACCGCAAACACGCCAUGGACUAUGACAUGCCCCUGCUCUUCUCCUUCAAGCCACGCAACUUUCUGCACAACAACAAGGUGCGGCUGAUGAUCUCGGACAGCGAGCUGUCUGAUGAUUUCUCCCUGGAUACCGUGGGUAGCUAUGGUGAAGUGAAGUGCAAAGGGAGGCUCAAAGAUUACCUGAUCGGGGUGAAGAUUGACCCCAGCAGUUUCAGCCUGACCCGUAUCGUGAGCUUUGUGCCAUACUACCUGUUGGUGAACAGGACCAAGCAUGUGAUCUGGGUGGGAGAGGAGGGCCAGGAACACUGGACCAAGGCCAAACCACACCAGGCAGCCAUCCCAUUCUGGCCCGAGAAGGACUCCAAGAAGCUCAAAAUCAAGGUAGAAGGCUGUCAGUCAACCCCUCAAACCAUGGACUUCACCAAACCAGAAAACUGCCUGUUGCUGCACCUAGACAACACUCUGGGCGGAGUCAUUGUGGACGUGAACCUAUCAGACCACUCGAUCAUUAUCCGUUUUUCAGACUACCACGAUGGAGCCGCCCCCUUCCUCAUCAUCAACCACACCCUGGAGCAGACGCUGGAGUUCUACCAGAGUAGCAGUCAGAAGGAGAAGGACAAGCUGAGCCCGGGGAAGGCGGUGUACUAUACCUGGGCUGAGCCCACCGGGUCACGCUCCCUGGCCUGGCAGUGUGGUAGCUACAGUGGCGAGCUGAAGAGUGAAGAGGACCUGCGGUUGGACGUGAAUGAGGAGGGUAAGCUGUACCUCAUCUCAUUCUACGAGGGCCUCCAGCGGGUGGCGCUGUUCACCGAGGACAGGCGGAUCUACAAGCUGCUGUGUGAGAGUGAGAAGGCCGAGCUGGCUGAACAGGAGAUCAUCCUCUCCCUGCAAGACGUGGGUGUCUCCCUGGUCAACAACAGCAACCACCAGGAGGUGUCCUUCAUUGGCAUUACCAGUUCAGACGUGGUGUGGGAGUUCAAGCCAAAGAAGAAGUCUCGCUGGAAACCACUGAGUUUUAAAUAUACAGCGCUGCUGGAGACCCACUUCAGAGAGUACACCGAGAGUGGAUCAGUGGACAAUGCCAUCUUAGACCUGGAGAGCAACUUCCAGGUGUCUCUGACGCCAAAUAGGCAAGACAUGAGGAUGAUGAAGCCAUGUGAUGCUCCAAUCAGGAGGAACUUCCUUCCGGGGGUGAAGGUGGAGUACAGCGUAUCAGCCCGCCAGAGUGCCUACCGUGUCCAGAUCAACCGCAUACAGAUCCAGAAUCAGCUGCCUGGAGCAAUCUUUCCCUAUGUCUUCUACCCAAUAAAACUACCAAAGUCUGUCACCAUGGACUCAGAGCCCAAACCUCUGACCGACAUCAGCAUUGUUACCAGGGCAGCCGGACACUCAGAUAUCUCCCGCAUCAAGUAUUUCAUGGUGCUGAUCCAGGAGAUGGACUUGAAGUUGGACCUGGGUUUCCUCUACGCCAUCUUGGAUCUGUUCACCCCGGAGAAUGCCAGCGUGAUGACAUCAGAGCAGAUGGUGGAGUUGUUUGAGAAGGACAUUAAGUAUCUGAAGACUGAGCUGAACAACAUCUCAGCCGCUGACACGUCCCCUAUCAGUCUCUAUGAGUACUUCCACAUCUCUCCCAUCAAGUUGCACCUGAGUUUGUCUUUGAGUUCUGGAGGUGAGGAUGGUAAUAAGGAGAAGAGGGAGACUGAGGUCAUCCCUGUCCAAUCCCUCAAUCUGCUGCUGAAGAGCAUCGGAGCAACCCUCACUGACGUGCAGGACGUCGUCUUCAAAUUGGCCUAUUUCGAGCUGACAUUCCAGUUUCGCACUCGCCAGCAACUACAAUGGGAGGUCAUCAGACACUACUCGAAGCAGGCGAUAAAGCAGAUGUAUGUGCUGGUAUUGGGCUUGGACGUGCUGGGAAACCCCUUUGGACUGAUCCGAGGUCUGUCUGAGGGAGUGGAGGCUUUCUUCUAUGAGCCCUAUCAGGGAGCUAUCCAGGGACCAGAGGAGUUUGUGGAGGGUAUGGCACUGGGGGUGAAGGCACUGGUUGGAGGGGCAGUGGGGGGCAUUGCGGGCGCUGCCUCCAGGAUAACAGGCGCCAUGGCGAAGGGUGUGGCUGCCAUGACGAUGGAUGAGGAAUACCAGCAGAAGAGACGAGAGGCUAUGAACAAGCAGCCCAGCGGCCUGAGAGAGGGCCUGACUCGUGGAGGCAAAGGACUGGUCUCUGGCUUCGUCAGUGGGAUCACAGGGAUCGUCACCAUGCCCAUUAGAGGUGCUCAGAAGGAGGGUGCGGCAGGCUUCUUUAAGGGUGUCGGGAAGGGGCUGGUGGGGGCUGUGGCCAGACCCACAGGAGGUAUCAUCGACAUGGCCAGCAGCACUUUCCAGGGCAUCAAGAGGGCGGCUGAGACGUCCCAGGAUGUGGAGAGUCUGCGUCCGCCUCGCUUCAUUCACGAGGACGGGGUCAUCCGACCAUAUAAGGAGAGAGAAGGCGUUGGCAGCCAGAUGCUACAGAAAAUUGAGAAUGGACAGUUCGCCAAGUACAGAUACUUUGCUCACGCCAAAGUAAACGAGUCAGAUUUCUUGAUGAUCACCAAAAGUGGAAUCUUUUUCGUGACCAAAGGCACAUUUGGGCAGCUUACCUGUGAGUGGCAGUAUCUGUUUGACGAGUUCACCAAGAAGCCCAUGAUCGUGGAGGGCAGGAGGCUUCGGAUAGAGGCAAAGGAGAGAGUAAAGUCUGUGUUUCAUGCCAAAGAGUUUGGGAAGAUUAUAAACUUUAAAAGUCCAGAAAUAGCCGAGUGGGUUCUUACCAAGCUGGAGGACGCCAGGGAGAGUCUACACAAGUACUGACUGGUCACUCCAAUAGGGCCACCAACCAGCAUUGAGACAUGGCAAAAGUACAACGUUGACUGAUAGUGUGUGUGUGUGUGCGCGCAAGGGUAGGGUGUGCCUCUGUCAGUAUACUACCUACUCACCCCCAGGUUAGACUUGCUCUUUCAUUCACACAGACACUCAUACACAGACACACACACACACACACACACACACACACACGGACUGUCUGGACAUCUUGCAGACACACAGGCUGCACUAGCUAACACUAUCACUGCUCCGGUUGUACACAGCCAUGUGGCAGAAAUAUCUCCUUGCACUUCCUUAAGCCAGUUUGGUCUGCCAGCGGUUGUAGAAGAGGCCGCGGUGGGAGUAUUCGAAGGCAGUAAACUACUCGCUGAUGUUCUCUGUGUCAUUGGCACAGGUGAAGUGGGAGUAAACAGUCUCUCUGUCUAGGUUCUGCUCCUGGUACAUAUUCAGGAUGAACUCCCUGGUUGCUUUAGGGUCAUUCUGUGUGCGUUUCUCUAUCAGAAGGCAAGUCAUGUCAGGUUGCAGUCCGCGUGUCUGUAAAACAAUGUGUUUGUAUGUGUGUCAAUGUCACUGCUAUGAUUGUACACAAUUAUGUGCCAGAAAUGUCUCCAUCUCCUAAAUAUACAUGUUUGUUUUUUAUAUUUUCUUUGAAGAAGUAGGACUUUCCUAACGGAGCUCUGUCAUCACAUUACAAUUUGUUUGACAGUUACUGAAUGACGUGCUUGUAAAGAUAUUGUGGCCAAAUCAUUGUGGGACUCAGAGCACUGUUUUUAACUGCCUUGAUGUGUCUAUGUUAAACACUUAUUUUACUGUUGAUAUAGGAGGGGGAAAAGCAUUUAAACUUUUUGUAAAAUCAGCUCAUUAGCGGAGUCCAGUCCAAGAUGCUAAUGAUUCUGUUCCAAGGCUCACCCUAUUCCAUUCCACCUCUUCCUAAAUCACUAACUGUUGUUUUUCUACACAAUUCUGCAUGCAUUUUUUUAUAUGUCAAUCUGCUCUACAUUAAUUUCAGUGGGGUGUGUAUACUGAGUGUACAAAACAUUAAGAACACCUGCUCUUUCCAUGACAUAGACUGACCAGGUGAAUCCAGGUGAAAUGUAUGAUCUCUUAUUGAUGUAACUUGUUAAAUCCACUUCAAUCAGUGUAGAUGAAGGGGAGGAGACAGAUUAAAGAAUGAUUUUUAAGCCUUAAGACAUGGAUUGUGUAUGUGUGCCAUUCAGAGGGUGAAAUGGCGUGACAAAAGAUUUAAGUGCCUUUGAACAGGGUAUGGUAGUCGGUGCCAGGCGCACCGGUUUACGACAAGAACUGCAAUGCUGUUGAGUGUUUUACACUCAACAGUUUCCUGUGUGUAUCAAGAGUGAUCCACCAUCCAAAGGACAUCCAGCCAACUUGAGACAACUUUGGGAAGCAUUGGUUUCAACAUGAGCCAGCAUCCCUGCAGAACGCUUUUAACACCGUGUAGAGUCUAUGCACUAACGAAUUCAGGCAAAUGAGGGGAGGGUGUGGAGGGUAAUGGAGUGGCAGCAGUGUUGGAUUUUCUGGAAACCUGAUUUGCCGUGGCUACAGAUAGAGAUGUACAUGUUAGUCAUUUAGCAGGCACUCUUAUCCAGAGCGACUUACAGUUAGUGCAUUCAAGAUAGCUAGCUGGGACAACCACAUCGCAGGCAUAGAAAGUACAUUUGUCCUCAAUAAUGUACCUAUCAGUAGAGUCAGCUAGGGGGGGGGGGGGGGGUCAAGUGCAAGUGCUGGUACAUUUUUCUGCGCAUGUUGGAAUUUUUUACGUAGCUGCUGUCCACUCCGCAUGUUCCAACUACUGCAUUCCAUCCCUCAGUAGGCUAUUAAGCAUGAUUUCAUGUUAUUUUUUCAGGAGGGGGGGUUAGGCUACAUGUAGCUAUUUACAUGUUAUAGCCUACACAAAAGACAUGAUCAACAUGGUCAUACAAAAUUGUUUUCUAUUUUUUCUUUUCUCCCCAAUCGGUAGUUACAGUCUUGUCCCAUCACUGCAACUCCCCUACGGACUCGGGAGAGGCGAAGGUCGAGAGCCAUGUGUCCUCCGAAACACGACCCUGCCAAGCCACACUGCUCGCUUAACCUGGAAGCCAGCCGCACCAAUGUGUCGGAGUAAACAUGGCCAAGUGGCAACCAUGUCAGCGUGCAUGCACCCGGCCCGCCACAGGAGUUGCUAGAGCGCGAUGGGACAAGGACAUCCCAGCCGGCCAGACCCUUCCCUAACCCGGACAAUUGUGUGCCGCCUCAUGGUUCUCCCAGUCGGCUGCGACACAGCCCGGGAUCAAACCCGAAUCUGUAGUGACGCCUCUAGCACUGCGAUGCAGGGCCUUACACGGAGCCCAAACUGGCUGCGCGUGUGUGCCAUCGUGCCCUAUCGAGCAUAAUUUUAUUUUGUCCCCCUACACCAAACGCGAUCAUGACACAGGUUCAAAUAUCAAAACAAACUCUGAACCAAUGACAUUCAUUUGGGGACAGGUCGAAAAGCAUUAAACAUGUAUGGCAAUUUAGCUAGUUAGCUUGCAUUUGCUAGCUAAUUUGUCCUAUUUAGCUAGCUUGGUGUUGCUAGCUAAUUUGUCCUGGGAUAUAAACAUUGAGUUGUUAUUUUACCUGAAAUGCACAAGGUCCUCUACACCGACAAUUAAUCCACUCGUAAAACGGCCAACCGAAUCGUUUCUAGUCAUCUCUCCUCCUUCCAGGCUUUUUCAGCAACUGGGUUUGCUGUGCAGGGUUUUCCAAACUCGGUGCACAUUUUGGUGUUUGCCCUAACACUACAAAGCUGAUUCAAAUAAUCAACAAAUCAUCAAGCUUGAUCAUUUCAAUCAGCUGUGUAGUCCUGAGGACCGAGUUUGGAAGGUGCUGGCGCUAGUGGCAACGAUAUUGCAGCAACCACAUCACCAAAACGCAGAUAGUUUUUGCCCCAAUUCAAUGUGUAGGGACUGCGUCCUGCUUGUGUGACUGCAUUAUCCAUUACAACAGAUGGAGAAGGUUGUAGCCUUCAUAAUGGCCUUGAAUGUUUGUUCAAAUCACUGAAGGGUUUUAGUUGCAGCUGUUCAGGAAUAUCCGGCUACAUCAUGGUUCAGAAGACGGUGUGUAAAGUGAGGGAGGUGGAGUGUGAGCAGCAGCUACGUAGAAAACAUGUGUGCGUAAAAUAACACAUUCACAGAAUGUGAUCUGUAGCUUUUGAGAAAUAGUUUUCCAGAGUGGUGGGGGCAGAAACUCUGGAUUCGCAGCCAGGUCCUUUAAAAUCUAUGGGUGGGCUUGUGUCUCCUCAUUGGCAAUUUUCAUGUUUUCAUGCAGCAGGUAUGCAGUGCCAUUAACGACAGAGAGAUUUUAAAAUAUAUUUACAGUACCAGUCAAAAGUUUGGACACCAAACUUUUUAAAACUAUUUUCUACAUUGUAGAAUAAUAGUAAAGACAUCAACUAUGAAAUAAUACAUACGGAAUCAUGUAGUAAACACUAAAUUGUUAAACAAAUCAAAAUAUUGUAGCGACCCGCACAGACAGCUGUGUGUUAUGUGCUAGGCUAGGAGGUGGUUGUGUUGUACUGACCAGUACCCGGUGUUCGCGGGGUCCGACAUGUCAAUCAACCUGCUAUCUGCCAAUCACGGGAAUGCCUGGAAUGUUCUGAUGCCGGGCAUCCUGGUGGUUGGCGGAGUGGCGUGGAGGGGGGUUGGGCAUUGAAAGUUAAGACCAGGUUCAGCCUUUGUUCUCUCUCUCUUACGUCUGGGCUUCACAAGAGAAGGUCACGAUUGGCUUGUGGGUUAUCUGUCAUCUAUUUGGCGUGUGCUACGGCCCAAACAGUAGCCUGUGUAAAGUUGGUUCAAUAAACCGUCAAUUCGCAAACUCAA
Oncorhynchus nerka (sockeye salmon) is the source of this 13727-nucleotide messenger RNA. RefSeq names its product intermembrane lipid transfer protein VPS13A-like. Lineage: Eukaryota; Metazoa; Chordata; Actinopteri; Salmoniformes; Salmonidae. The transcript has 69 exons. The record is from RefSeq and is a predicted model, not a curated record. The coding region runs from base 145 to 9861 and encodes 3238 amino acids. Gene Ontology annotation, biological process: protein targeting to vacuole; autophagy; protein retention in Golgi apparatus. Gene Ontology annotation, cellular component: extrinsic component of membrane.